UCCAAGCAAGGGCCCCGUUCACCCAGUCGUCUGUUUCAAUCUGUACCAUAUUCAAUAUGAAGUUCUUCUUGGUCGUCACCGUGUUUGUGCUCAGUUUGCUGGCUAUUGCCAACGCCGCUCCUUUGCCUGAUCCCAAUAGAAUACAAAUAGGACGUGACUGCAAAUACUGCAAUUUUUUUAAUUCAGGAGGCCCUGGUGAAGAACUCUAUUACGAUGAUGAAUGAAAUUAUAAUAUAAAUAAUACUACAGAAAUUAAUAGAAUUUAUGGAAUAUAUAUUAAUUUUCUAUUUCCAUAUACAUUUAAUUUACAGUGUUUUAAAUGUCCUGGAUCAACAAACCAAAUGUUGAUUUAAUCACCCCCUUGAAUGAAUUUAAAUAAAAAUGAAUUUAAAUAAAAACAAACCAAUAUAUAAGUGCUAUGAA
This is a messenger RNA of Drosophila ficusphila, 423 nucleotides long. RefSeq names its product bomanin Short 1-like. Gene Ontology annotation, biological process: defense response. The transcript has 2 exons. Lineage: Eukaryota; Metazoa; Arthropoda; Insecta; Diptera; Drosophilidae. The record is from RefSeq and is a predicted model, not a curated record. Bases 57 to 224 code for a protein of 55 amino acids.